GAGAUGUUUUGACAGGAUUUAAUCACCUGGGUUACACACAGGUGCCAUGGCAACCUUUAAAGCCUUUGAAGUUUUGUGACCUCAAAGCGAAAGAACAUUGUAGGUUUAAGUUAGUACACUACAUUUAACAGAUCAACUAGACAAGCACUUGUGAAAUCUAGCAGUUAAAAGAGAUAAUCUACUUUAUUUUCCAUUGUAGAUCCGCGGCGUCACCGUCCACAUCUUCACUGACAAAUACACACAACAGAGACCAAACAGCAGACCCCAUGGACAAGUACGAAAUAAUAGAGACCAUCGGGGAGGGCGUUUACGGGGAGGUCAUGAAAUGCCUCAAUAAACAAACGGGGCAAAUCGUGGCUUUAAAAAAGGUCAAAGCGUCCGAUGGAGUAGAUGACGUGGUAAACCAAGAGAUUUCAAUGCUCAAAGCAAUCAGACAUUUCGACCCGGAUAAAUGUAACUUCAUCCGGUUUCAUAAUCACGUUCAAUCUGUUGUGGUGGAGCACUACUUAGAGUUUGAGAUGCUGGACCAGAGCGUCUGGGACCUCAUGGUGAAGCGACACUACGCGGGGUUUUCGUUGAGCGAGGUCCGCACCAUGGCCAGACAGCUCCUAGUCGCAUUAGACAGUCUGCGCAGCAUUGGGGUCAUUCAUACCGAUAUUAAGCCGGACAAUAUCAUGUUAGUGGAUCACACGAAGAAGCCGUUUAAGCUCAAGCUAAUCGACUUCGGGUUGGCGAUCCACAAAGAGACAGUGGAAUUAGGCUGGAACAUCCAGGCCCGAUUGUACAGAGCCCCAGAGGUCAUUUUGUGCCAACCGCUGACUGAAGCAGUAGACAUGUGGAGUCUGGGGGUCUGUCUCCUGGAAUUGUAUCUGGGUGAUGUACCUUUUUGCUCGCAAUCGCCAUACGAUCACAUCAGGCAAAUUACGCAUCUCCUCGGAGUUCCUGAUGCUCAGACGAUAGAACAGGCUGAGCGAGGGACCAUCUUCUUUAAACAGGAGAGUGAUGGCGAGUGGAAACUAAAAACGCCACAAGAAUUUGCAUGGUCGACACGUAAGGUUCCUAAAAUGGGAAUGAGUCCACUAGAGGCGGCGAGUGAUCUAACACACGGCAUCUUAGAUUAUUAUACGGUUGAAUCGUGGAUCGAGUUCAACGACAGGGUUGCUUAUGCGGAUUUAAUCACGAAAAUGCUAUGCGUUAAUUCCGCAAACAGAAUGAGUCCGGCUGGCGCUCUCCAGCACCCCUUUAUCACCAUGCAACAUUUUAGCGGCUACCUUAACAACGCCCUAAACCUGAUGACAUGUCAGCCCUGCGCGAGUUCUGAGUCAGACAUGGCAGCGCACGAGCGAGAUAAUCACGUUAUAACUCCCAUGCCCCCUCCCUGCGCCGACCAGAACUCCCAGUGUCACGCUAGAACGUCAGAAGGAGAAAUCUGGUGUGGUACAGACGAUAUACAUGAUCCUGUAAACCACGCUGAAAGUAACGAUCUGCGACUAGAUUCUAAAAUUGAACCUAAUGAGGAGGAUUCUACAGUUGAAAUUGGGCAGUUACAGUUGACCGAUUUAUACUCAACUUCUUCAGAAUCAGGAGAAGAAGCUGAAAGUUCAAACGAAGAGUUGGCUUUCUGUUCUUCUCCUAUAGAAACCUAUCUGGGAACCCUGUUAGGAACAGAUGAGUCGGGCUUUGAGCCGUCAGUCGCUCUAUGUUCUCCCACAAUACAUACUGUUGCUGACGAGCCAACUACAAGCCCACAAUCUACGAACAACGCAAUUUUAGAGGAGACUGUGGUCGACCAGCCUUCAGUAAGAAAGAGUCUUGCAACGCUCUUAUUACCUGAAGAGCCGGGCUUUGUACCAUCAGUUGUUCUGUAUCCUCCUAUGACCUGUACAACGGAUACAUCCCAAAUGUCUACUGUCAUAAUCUGGCCUCCCACAAAUCCAGUAACAUCAACAGGGGAACCAAACAUCUGCAAUGAUCAAACUGCGAUCCAAGAAGCAGUAAUCGUUUGGGAUGAACCAAAGGAGGAAAACCUUCUGUGUACUUCUUGUUGCUUAAGUCUCUUUGAACCAGUGUUAAACUUCUUCACGUCCCCAUUCUGUCUGUUUUCGGGGGGAAAUAAAAAAAGAGGGGGGAAAAUCCAGGAUGUUUAAGACCUGGGGUAAUGUGAGGGAGUUUCUUGUGAGUUAAAUCACUGAACGGAACAUUAGCCAAGGAAUGUGAAGUUCUUUUGAGAAGGUUUGUUCAGGGUAAAUACCCAGAAGAAAACUCACUUUGCUCCACCUUAGAUUCUUCCCUUUCCUUUUGAUUCUCUGGAGUUUUGGAUGCAAGGAAACACAUUAUAAUGGUGUGUCCCAAACUUUAACUACU
This is a messenger RNA of Boleophthalmus pectinirostris (great blue-spotted mudskipper), 2364 nucleotides long. RefSeq names its product homeodomain-interacting protein kinase 4-like. Gene Ontology annotation, cellular component: PML body; cytoplasm; nucleus. Lineage: Eukaryota; Metazoa; Chordata; Actinopteri; Gobiiformes; Gobiidae. The record is from RefSeq and is a predicted model, not a curated record. Bases 267 to 2147 code for a protein of 626 amino acids. Gene Ontology annotation, biological process: intrinsic apoptotic signaling pathway in response to DNA damage by p53 class mediator; peptidyl-threonine phosphorylation; peptidyl-serine phosphorylation. The transcript has a single exon. Gene Ontology annotation, molecular function: protein tyrosine kinase activity; ATP binding; protein serine/threonine kinase activity.